AUGCGCUUGCCCGCUCCCGCAUCCGCAGCCGGUCUGUGGCCCAUAGAAUACAUAUCUGACGUCGAUAUCCCCUUCACCGACGGAGGCGAUCAUGGCAAUGACGACGAACUCCAGAACUGGUCCUCGCUGAUCGGCAUCAUCACCGCCAUCUGCGGCAACAUCCUAAUAGCUCUCGCGCUCAACGUCCAGCGAUAUGCCCACAUUCGGUUGAAUCAACAUCGCGCCGAGGUACGGCGGCGCGCAAAGCAGGCGCUCAGGGAGGCUAGGGCCAAGGCGAGUGGGACAAGCUCAAGUUCUGGAAGCGGUGGUAUAUACGGCACUACAGCCCCAUCUGAUGCGAGUCUCUCGAGGAAGGACGCUAUUCGCCAUCCGAACAGCGACCUGGCCAUUGCUGCCCACGAAACCGAACCUCUCACACGGUCCUCCGAUUCCACGGACUCAGGUUGGUCCGAGUCUUUGACUCCCACUGGAGGGGAGGUCAAGGUCGCAACCACAUAUCUGAAGGAUCCGUACUGGUGGCUAGGCCAGGGCUUGAUCACAGUGGGUGAGACGGGCAACUUCCUGGCAUAUGGCUUUGCUCCGGCUUCCGUUGUCAGCCCACUCGGCGUGGUCUUCCGUCGCCGAGACUUCUUCGGUGUCCUUAUUGCCGUGGCCGGUGCCGUGACAGUGGUCUUGAGUGCCGAGUCGCAAGAGACCAAGAUGGGGCCUCAUGAAGUAUGGGAUGCGAUCACGACCAUGGAAUUCGAGAUCUACAUGGGCAUCACUUGUGCCUUGAUUGUUCUCCUUAUGUGGGCGAGCCCCAGGUACGGCAACCGAACCAUCCUGAUAGAUUUGGGUCUGGUCGGUCUCUUCGGCGGAUAUACUGCGCUCUCCACCAAAGGCGUCUCAUCUAUGCUCUCCUCCACUCUCCUCGGCGCAUUCACCACACCUAUUACAUACGUUUUACUCUUUGUCUUGCUCACCACCGCAGUCAUGCAAGUCCACUAUGUAAACAAGGCACUCCGGCGUUUCGAUUCUACCCAGGUCAUCCCCGUCCAAUUCGUUUUGUUUACGCUAUCUGUAAUCAUUGGCAGUGCCGUCCUGUAUCGGGACUUUGAGAGGACAACCAGCAAGCAGGCGCUCAAGUUUAUCGGCGGCUGCAUGUUGACUUUCUUCGGUGUAUUCCUUAUUACCAGCGGCAGGCCGCACCAUGAAGAGGAAGAGGAUGAAGAGGAUGUUCUCUCCGACGCCGAGGGCAUCGAUGAAACCAUUGGCCUUGCAGAACAAGGCCCAACGCUAGGAGCAGCAGCGGCAGUCGUGGCCGCGACCUCCUCAUCGCCCCACACGCCCCGCCAGCCCUCUCGCAGACGUAGCGAUUCUGCGAGAUCCCGCCGGUCGUCGCGUGUCAGUUUUAAAGAAGCCGCGGUCAGGCCCCUAUCAGCAGUCGAGGAAGCGGAGGAUACCGGCUAUCCUUCGCACACUCGCACCGGACCCAAAUCCCAGAACACUCUUGUCGAAGAAGGAGAUUACAACGACAACGAAGACGCUCCUUUGCUCGACAAUCCCUGGCAAGACAGGAACAGAAGCGAAGAAUACAUCCCCGAAAUUGACGCUCAUUACCAACACCCAGGCAUCGGCCCACACACCAUCUCUUCAGACACCAUCCCCUCCAUCCCCGUCUCCUCCGACGAAUUCGCCACCACCGACCUUCUCUCAACUACCCCCCGGCCCAACAUCACCAUCACCCGCGGCUCCUCCCCCGCUGCCGGCUCCGGCUCAGCUCGGACACCCCCUCCGCCUCGCGGCCCGUUACCCCCCGCGCACCAGUCUCCUCCUCUCUACCACGAGCCUCCAACCCUUAUGCACACACCCACCAUUACGGCCAUCAUCACCAUAAUGCUGGCGGUAACCCCCCCAUGA
Messenger RNA from Sordaria macrospora k-hell, 1899 nucleotides. NCBI's taxonomy places the organism in Eukaryota, Fungi, Ascomycota, Sordariomycetes, Sordariales, Sordariaceae. The record is from RefSeq and is a predicted model, not a curated record.